Pan troglodytes (chimpanzee) is the source of this 318-nucleotide messenger RNA. RefSeq lists its product as uncharacterized. NCBI's taxonomy places the organism in Eukaryota, Metazoa, Chordata, Mammalia, Primates, Hominidae. The transcript is spliced from 3 exons. The annotation marks the transcript as partial. The record is from RefSeq and is a predicted model, not a curated record.
CUUUUGAGACAGGGUCUCACUGUGUCAUCCAGGCUGGAGUGCAGUGGGGUGAUCACAGCUAACUGCAGCCUUGACCUCCUGGGUUCAAGCGAGUCUCCUACAUCAGCCUCCCAAGUAGCUGGGACUACAGGCCAGGCUGGUCUUGAACUCCUGACCUCAUGUGACCCGCCUGCCUCAGCCUCCCAAAGUGCUGGGAUUACAGGCAUGAGCCACCGAGCCCAGCCAGUGACGCGCGAGCGGCUGCAGCGACUGUGCCUCCCGAAGCUGCUUCGGGCCCCAGCGGUGAGGGAGAAGACUCUCAACCAGGGUGACUUCUAG